Messenger RNA from Anthostomella pinea, 1122 nucleotides. NCBI's taxonomy places the organism in Eukaryota, Fungi, Ascomycota, Sordariomycetes, Xylariales, Xylariaceae. The record is from the annotation of a GenBank genome assembly.
AUGUCCUCGCACCAGAAAGCCUGCGUCCCCUGUGCAGCCGCUAAGCGCCGUUGCGUGCCGCAGACUCCACAAUGCCCACGCUGUGCCCACCGCGGGAUCAAAUGCCACUACAAGAACCAGCCUCUCAGGGGUCUGGAUGUCAGGUCGACCCAGCCAAGGCGGCGCAUGGGACGUGUCCAGUCUGACAGCGAUCGCAGCUCGGAUUCCGACGAGACCGGGCCGGCCUCCAGAGAGAUAGUCUCGGGACCUUGGGCCAUCCUGUCUGUCCGAGAGAACCAUGAGCUACGCCUCGAUCAGGAUGGGACGCACGGUCUAAUACAGAGCUGCCCUAUCAUCGCUACCCCUGAUAACUGGGCAAUGGAUAUCGUGACGCGCAACGUCAAGUCAUGGCAUGAGAACUUCAUGCGCAAGCUCGAGACACCCUUCAUCCACAUGUCCAUCUACGACGCUGCGUCGCUCCCGCUUCCUCUAGAGGAGGCAUUCAGUGUAUGCGCUGCCUACGUCGCGAGGACCGACGCAAACAAGGCCAUCGUGAUGAGCAUUGUCGAGCGACGGGCAACCGCCAUCAUCGAACGAGACCCUUCGACCAUGUCGAUGGAAGCCCAUCUCGCCUCAUUACAAGCCUUUCUACUUCUACACACCAUCCAACUUUGGGACGGAGACGCCGAGCAGCGGACACAAGUCGAAGGACAUGCCUCUGUCAUCGAAAGCUGGGCAAUGCAACUGCACACUCGCCUCGCAGACAUCUCCAGCAAGGAAGACGCGGCUCUGUCCUGGGACCAGUGGGUCUUGCACGAGAGCGUUCGACGGACCGUCCUCAUCACCAUGUUCUCGCAGGGCGUGUACGAGCUGAACAAGUUUGGAGUGUGUUCGUACGUCCCGACCAUGGCCUUUCUCCCUUUCACCACCGAUGACGGGGCUUGGACUGCGAAGGGGCCCCGCGAUUGGGCGGAGAAGGGCGAGCAGCGCCAUGGGGCCAUGGACACCUACCUGAGCUACAGCUAUUUUUGGAAGAAUACGACUCAAGGAUCCCCGAGUGCGUUUGGCAGACUGUUGCUUACCCCUUGUCUGGGCUCUGCGUAUAAGGAGCUGCUGUCGACGCCCCAAGGAGAAAAGGAUUAG